Messenger RNA from Calidris pugnax (ruff), 9991 nucleotides. RefSeq names its product thyrotropin-releasing hormone degrading enzyme (gene TRHDE). The transcript is spliced from 20 exons. Lineage: Eukaryota; Metazoa; Chordata; Aves; Charadriiformes; Scolopacidae. Bases 1 to 2373 code for a protein of 790 amino acids. Gene Ontology annotation, cellular component: cytoplasm. Gene Ontology annotation, molecular function: zinc ion binding; metalloaminopeptidase activity; peptide binding. Gene Ontology annotation, biological process: proteolysis; peptide catabolic process. The record is from RefSeq and is a predicted model, not a curated record.
AUGCAACUGACCACCUUAGACCACAAUAUUCAAGCAGUGUCUUAUUUGGUAUAUCUACGAAUCAAGUGCUGCACACAAUUUCUUGGUGUUACGCAGUUCUCUCCUACUCAUGCCAGAAAAGCCUUUCCUUGCUUCGACGAGCCUAUCUACAAGGCCACUUUCAAAAUCAGCAUCAGACAUCAAGCAACUUACUUAUCUUUGUCCAACAUGCCAGUGGAAACUUCUGUUUUUGAAGAGGAUGGAUGGGUUACAGAUCACUUUUCACAGACCCCUCUCAUGUCUACAUAUUACCUAGCUUGGGCAGUGUGCAAUUUUACAUACCGGGAAACUGUCACCAAAAGUGGAGUAGUUGUACGGUUAUAUGCAAGGCCUGAUGCAAUCCGAAGAGGAUCAGGGGACUAUGCUCUAAAUAUUACAAGGAGACUCAUUGAAUUUUAUGAAGAUUAUUUUAAAGUGCCCUAUUCCCUGCCAAAAUUAGAUCUGUUAGCUGUGCCUAAGCAUCCGUAUGCUGCUAUGGAGAACUGGGGACUGAGUGUCUUUGUGGAGCAAAGGAUACUACUAGAUCCCAGCAUUUCUUCUAUAUCAUACCUGCUGGAUGUCACCAUGGUCAUUGUGCAUGAGCUAUGUCAUCAGUGGUUUGGUGACCUUGUGACUCCAGUUUGGUGGGAGGAUGUAUGGUUGAAAGAAGGUUUUGCUCACUAUUUUGAAUUUGUUGGGACAGACUACCUCUACCCAGGGUGGAACAUGGAAAAACAGAGAUUUCUGACAGAUGUCCUACAUGAAGUGAUGUUACUGGAUGGUUUGGCCAGUUCACAUCCAGUGUCCCAGGAGGUGCAGCAGGCCACAGACAUCGACAGGGUGUUUGACUGGAUCGCCUAUAAAAAGGGUGCAGCUCUAAUUCGAAUGUUGGCUAACUUUAUGGGUCACUCUGUGUUUCAAAUGGGCUUACAAGACUAUUUAACCAUUCACAAGUAUGGCAAUGCAGCCAGAAAUGAUCUCUGGAACACAUUGUCAAAGGCUUUAAAAAGGGUAGGAAAGUCUGUAAAUAUCCAAGAAGUAAUGGAUCAGUGGACACUACAGAUGGGUUAUCCUGUUAUCACUAUCUUGGGAAAUGAAACUACGGACAAUGUCAUAGUGAUCUUCCAAGAACGUUUUGUUUAUGAUAGUGAUGCUAAACCCAAGGAUUCUGCGCUUGGAGACAACAGCUACUUGUGGCAGAUUCCAUUAACAAUUGCAGUAGGAAAUACGAGCCACAUCUCAUCAGAGGCAAUUAUAUGGGUGUCUAACAAAUCAGAACACCACAGAAUUCCUGCUUUGGAAGAGGCAAGUUGGUUGCUGGGGAACAUCAACCAGACUGGCUACUUUAGAGUUAAUUAUGAUAUUAGGAAUUGGAGGCUGCUAAUUAAUCAGCUAAUAAGGAACCAUGAGGUUAUCUCUGUCAGUAAUCGAGCAGGCUUGAUCGAUGAUGCAUUCAAUCUUGCCAGAGCUGGUUAUUUGCCUCAGAAUAUUCCUUUGGAGAUUAUCAGAUACCUUUCAGAGGAGAAGGAUUUUCUGCCUUGGCAUGCUGCCAGCCGAGCUCUUUAUCCUCUAGACAAAUUGCUGGACCGCACAGAAAGCUACAACAUCUUCAAUGAGUAUAUUCUAAGACAAGUCGCAUCAAUGUAUCUCAAGCUUGGAUGGCCAACAAAUAAUUUAAACAAAUCGCUUGUUCAAGCAUCAUACCAACAUGAAGAGUUGCGUCGGGAAGUCAUCAUGUUGGCCUGCAGCUUUGGUAACAAACACUGUCACCAGCAGGCUGCAACGUUGAUCUCAGAUUGGAUUUCUAGCAAUAGGAACCGAAUCCCACUCAAUGUGAGAGACAUUGUCUACUGUACAGGAGUUUCACUGAUGGAUGAAGAUGUAUGGGAGUUCAUUUGGAUGAAAUUUCAUUCUACCACAGCAGUGUCUGAGAAGAAAAUAUUGUUAGAAGCCUUAACUUGCAGUGAUGACAGAAACUUGCUCAACAGGCUUUUGAAUUUGUCUCUCAACUCAGAAGUUGUCCUGGAUCAGGAUGCAAUUGAUGUGAUAAUCCACGUAGCUCGAAAUCCACAUGGAAGGGAUCUUGCUUGGAAGUUUUUCAGAGAAAAGUGGAAAAUACUAAAUGCUAGGUAUGGAGAAGCAUUAUUUAUGAAUUCAAAGCUUAUCAGUGGGGUCACAGAAUUCCUUAAUACCGAAGAAGAACUAAGAGAGCUAAAGAACUUUAUAAGGAGUUACGAAGAGGGAGCUGCUGCCUCUUUCUCUCGUGCUGUGGAAACAGUGGAAGCCAAUGUGCGAUGGCAAAGGCUUUAUAAGGAAGAACUAUUCCAGUGGUUAAGAAAAUCCUUGACACACUAAUCUGUCUUUCCAGACAACCAUUUAACAUGAAGCUCUGCAAGAGGAAGAGGAGACAUUUUAGAAGUGUUCAACAUUAAAAUCAUGAAGACAAGAUCAGAUUGCAGGGAGAAGGGUUUUUUCCUUUUUUUUAAAAAAAAAAGUGGGAUUUUUUUUUUUUACACUGGGCUCUUGUGAAAUUGUCAAGAAGCUUUUCAGAAGAGAAGAUCAUGAAUGCUUGUGAAAUCCAGUCCUCGAUGUACACAGCCAAACAUGAUAUUGUGGUGCAUGUAAAUGUUGAAGAAAAACAAACAAAAACCCCUUCAAAGACUAUUUUGUGCAUGCUUCUACUGUCCCUGCCUAUAUUCUAGCAUGCUUAUGUAUAACAGCCACAUUUUGUAUGUGAGUUCAAGUUACAUCAAAGAUGGGCAUUAUACAAAGCACAAAAGACUAUCUAUGACAAUCAGUGUUGCAGUGAACAAAAGGAAAGGAAGGAAAAGGAAAUGCAGAAGGCUUCCAGUUUGGGGCAGUAUGAGAUGUAAAGUCAGCUUUCCCGCUAGCUGCCAAUUAGUCGACCCUCAGAUUGUCUCUUCAUGAUUACAAAGUCAUUUCUUGAGUUGCCAGUUGUUGUAUCUGCGGUCUCCAUAUUCCCAUAUUUCAAUGAGCAGCAUAAAGAGCAAGGAGACAGAAAAAGAUGGGGGGAAGAGAGAAAAUGAGAAUGAGAGAGAAGGACAGGAUCCAUGUAUUAUAAUUAUAUACAUUUUUUCACUGCUGGAACAGUGUAGUUUUAGCUGUGAACGUGUGUCUGAGGGGAGCUUUGCAUUGAUUGCACAGAAUCCAGAGCCACCUCUUCUCGGCGAUUUUACAAGGCAGUGGUAUUCACAACAGAUCACCCAACCUGUGCAGUAAUAAGUUAUGCAGCUGAUACUGCACAAUUCUUAUAAAUAAACAUAGGAUUCACAUGGAAAUUAGCAAACAGAGAGAAUACUUUGCAUGCAAAGACACAAAAUUAACUGAUUUAUUAUGAUAGACAGGUCAGAUUCUCUAUGUGGGCAAUACUGUUGCAAAUAUGGGAUGCACAAUUUAUGACCACUUAGAAAAGUGAAAUAUGGAGAAAGAGGGGUGUGGGGGUGUGUUUAUUUGUGCUGGCUAAUACUGAGAACAUGGUUUUCUUUCUGUUUCCUUGUAUUUCACAUAGACUAUUCUGGAUGAGUGAUGCUUUGCUUAAUCAUACAUUUGUUUCUUUUUUUCUUAGUCUCUAAUCUGAAAGAUCAGUGAUACAGUGGAACUGCUAUGUGUACAGUAACCAUCUGGAUAAAACUGAUGCAGGCCAAAUACUUGCCCAUGUUUGUACCAUGGAGACCCCCUCACCCCCAAACUAUGGAGAGUUUUCAGGAGGCAGAUUGCAGCAGCUUCAGAGGCGAAUGUAGAUGUACGAAUGUGUUCGUACAUGUGUAGAUGUGUUUCUUUAUCCCAUCCCAGCUUAUCACAACCAUCCAGCCACAUCAUGGCCCUGUACAUUGGCCAGCAAAAUAAAGAAUAGCCAUUUUAUCUGGUUGUUUCCUUCACAGGGUGUGGAAGUUACCAAUGUGCUUUACAGUUGCAGUUGCUUAUCCCCAGUAAGUUGUGAAUUGAAACAUUAGUGCAAAAAGAACCAAACCAGAUAUUAUCAAAGUUGUGCAGACGGUGGUGUUUUCUGGGCUCUGAUUCCCAUGGUACCCUGCUCCUCAAGAACUAGUAGACACAUCAUGUAACUAAGCUGUCAUACCCAUCUUGAGCCUGUCAUUUUGUGUCUUUUGCUGUUCAGAGGGUGCUGUUUGAGAAUUGGGUGCUUGAAAUCCUUGUGUGGGCAUUGGCUCCACUGUUUGGUGCUGUGUAGCACCACAUGUUACCUUGGCCACAUAUAGCCAGAAAAAGAGGGAAUCCUGUGCUCUUGUACUGUUAACUCUUUGCCUUAUCGUAAGCCCUAAACCUUUGUGCUGUGUUGCAAUGCUAAUGAAUCUAAUGCCCAGAGACAUUAUCAUGCCCAAGUUGAGUGAAAUCAUCCUCCUCCUCAUAUGUAUUUUACCUACCUCACAGGGGUGUUGUGAGGCUUGACUAAUGUUAGCAAAGCACUUGAAUAUUCUCUGAUGAAAGGCCUAUAAAAGUGCAAAGUAUUAUUUUAUGUGGUUGACCAAACUCAACCUCAAUGCCAGUAUGUAGCGUCACAUUUUUAAUUUCUGCUGAACAUAAUCACAUGCAGAUUUGUUAUAAUAAAGAAGCAAGCCAAAUAUUCUUUAAUACAACCUCUCCCCUGUAAUGAAGCCCAAAAUAGUGAUAUCCAAAGAAUUUGCAGAAAUCCAAGCCCUCAAAUGUGAAUUGUUUUGAGGGUUUCAGAGAAAAGAAGUGUGCGUGAUGGUCUGUCCCUUUGCAGUUUUAUUCAAGAUUGUCUUUGAUGACUUUUCUUUUUCAGCACCACAGAUUCAACCACAUACCUCCAGGAAGCACAUAGAAGUUUCUGGUCUUUCUGUUGAUAAAGGGCAGGCUAACGAUACAUUCCAAAGUUGAAAGUUUAUUUUAGCCUGUGUAUUUUGCACAGUGCACAGAAAUUUCCACUGUUGCUCAUUUGAAUUGAAAGUCUUGCACAUUUAGCAGGUGUUGGAUGUAAAUUGAUAUUUUAGAGGCCUUGAGCAACUGGUCUAACACAGAUACCAAGCCCGAGAUGUACCUGUUAAUACAUAACUAUUCAUGCAUUGCUAAUAAUUGCUGUAUUCUAGUAAUGCUCAUAUUACUUCUAUAGCUAAAGUUGAGCUGGCCUUUCCAUUAUAAUUCCCUAUUCUUUUAUUUUUUUUUAUACUUUGUAUUUUGCGUCUCACACUGAAUCAGGUUAAAAUUUAAAUGGAUUAAGUCCAACAAAACUAUAGCUGUUUUCUACAAUAUUCAACCACCCUGCAUUAAAUUUUAUGUCUUUAGAAACUUUUUUUAAUAAGAACCUCCACGUAGCUGUGUGUUAAAGAACAGUUGAUACCUCAUGGAAAACUCUAAUACAGUCCGCUUAGAAAAAUCUAUUUAUCUUAUUGAUUUUCUUUCUCCUUUUCCAGUCCUUUUCUUCCUUUGUCCUCAUCUAAAGAUUGGCCCCAUUUUUAUAAUUUGGAUUGUGAUUAGGAAGCCAAAUACCCCAAACUUGUCAGCAUUUUCAAAUCCAGGAUUUAAUAUUGUCCUUUCUAGUGAGAGGAGAUGCUGCAAAAUGUGGAUCCAAUGUGGAUGGGGACCUCACCCAAGCCCUGGGCAUCAUUUUGUAGAGAUUUGAUGAAGCCUGUAUCUUUAAUCAACCUUUGUAUGACUCAGGAUCCUUUGCAGUUAUUAAUUGUCAUGGCUUACUUAAGCAUAUAGGAAGACAUAUGAAUAGACACGAUGUUAUGCCAGCAUACCAAUAUGCCUAUUGUAAAAAUACUUGUUAUAUUUUUAUAACAUCAUCCACUAUGAAAAUCCCAGACUGUUACUUUGUGACUGAUAGAAUUAUUCAUGUGUGCACUGCUAAUAGCUGUUAAAAUGAUAGUAGGUACUAGUUUUGACUAGGACAGAACAAUGUGAAAACAUUCUUCUGAAAUUAAAUGUCACUUCUGCUGUAACUGGGAGUUUUUGGACAUUGAUUUUGAUGAAAAAUACUUAAUAUAUCCUUAAGUACAUCCAAAUUUGUGACCUUUGAUUAUCUUUUCAGUCAAUAUAGCAAGAAUUCUGAUAGUACAUUGGAAACUGAAGGUGAAUUUUGUGUAGCUUUUGGGCUGUUGUGUAUAUGCCACUGAGCUUUAGAGUGCCAAAGGAAAUAUCUCCACUGAUGCAGAAGGGUGCUUUCACAGCAAAGAUCCUGAACCAUACAAUUAAAUUCUUAGUAGUAAAGAAUAAUAAAAAAAGAAAAUUAUAUAUUUCUAUAUUCAUAUGAAAAAUCUUCUGUAGAGAUAAUUUUCCCAUAAAAUGUCAGUAAGUCUGAUUAUUUAAAUAGAAUGUAGCGAAGACAAUAUUUGCAGAUGAGGAUGCCUUUGUUUAGGUACCCGCAUAAUAAGAUUUUGGUUUUCUGUGUGAUCGUAGCUGAUACUGAAGUCAAUGAAAAUAGACUUUGAAUCAAAUGUGCAACUUCCUCUUUGAGGCAAAGGGAUGUGGCUUUGAAAGCUGUUUAAGUGUAUAAUUGACAUACCACCACUUCUGUUGUGAAUACUCCCCAUGUCGGGUUCCCUGCCCUAAAGCAGUGUUUAUAGCCAUAGUGUCAGCAUGAGCAUGAAGGAGUCAAAGAGACCAUCCUGCUUCUGAGCAGCCUGGAGAGAGCCUGUUUGCCCAGUGCUGGAUGGAGCAGUCCAAACGCUGCUGGCUGCAUCAUCCGCCGCUGCCACCAGCUUACCCAGGUCAGGAGGGCAGCUGGGAAUCACUGAAGUGCAGAGGGGCUCCAUCCAGGUUUCUCUCAGCUGGACAGGAAGGACAGAAGGUCCUUUUGCUGGUUAUGGGUUGUGGAUUGUCUUCAGAGGUUAUUGUUGUUGCCUUCUGCUCACAGUUAACAAAGGUCAAGCUAGUGAAGCUGCAUUGUGCAGAAAAACCUAAAUCCCCACUCUCUGGUCAUCCCAACUGGAAAACAUUGACCAAAAUAUUUGUAAAGGUCUAGAAUGUUAUAAUGCCCAUUCUUCAGAAUUAAUUUCACACAGUCAAAUAUUUUCAAUUUUCAAGUAUGCGUAAGAACACAGUCUUUUCCUUUAUGAUAUUUUUAUAAAUGUUGAAAAUGCGCCAUGAGUUUCUUGGGCCUUUUUUUUUGACAAAUAGCUUAGAAGGAUGUCACUACAAAUUAUUUGUGGUAAUAAUAGUAACAAUAGUCAUUACUGUACUAAUACCAUCCAAAAAAUCAGAGGUAUGUACAAACCUGUAUGGCACUAGUGACUGUGCAGUUCCCUUUUUGCAUAUAAAACUGUAAAAAAUUGGCCACUGUGUUUCCCAUGUGAUUGCAGAGUCUUCUGCCUAUCUUAAAACCAGUACUGAAACCCAGUGAAACCAUUCUGACUCAAGCAAGUAGUCCAUAUUGACAUAAGCAAUUUAGUUUUCCAUGAGAAGUAAGGGGAAAAGGGAGUGCUAUGUGUAAGGAUUUUUUACCAAAGUAAGGCCAUGUGCCCUAGUUGGAGCAGAAUUUCAAAAUCAAAUAUAUUUUGAAAAAGAUGGUUGAACUUAGCUCCAUCUCUUCUUUAUGCUGGCAGUGGAGGGUAGAGGAGGACUUCAGAACAGGCUCACAUGAUAAUGCAGUUGAGGUUGGAUUUUAUAGAACAGGUAUGGAGCCAGUUUCACUGAGAUGUGUUCAAGGAGAAUGAGCCAUGGGAACAAGUGGUGUGGGUCAGACCCAACGUCCUUUCUCAGAAGAAAACCAACCUUUGUAUUUGGCUGAUUUGUAACUAGUGAAUUAAGUGUGAAUUUGCCAAGCGGCAUUUCUGAAUGUUUUGCUUCUUUUACGUGCACUGUUUCCUAAGGGUGUCAGGGCGAUGUUGGUAGAGAACACGGCGCCAAGCAGCAUUGUGAGAGCAGAGGGGACUGUGAUGCAGCUGGUAGUCACGAGCCAGGAGGCUUUAGCCAGAGUGUCCCAACCUUUCCUGGACAGCAUCGCGUGGAUUUACCUGGUAAGGAGUAGCCUUGCUGCGACGGAUGAGGCCAAGAGCCAAGAUGCAGUCUCAGUUCUCGGCGACAUGUUCCAGUCCACUAAAUAUGUUCAUUUCUGUAAUUUCAAAAUAACCUGUAGCCAAACUGCCGGCACGUGUGCGGCCGCAGAUCCAGCGCUGGCACACAGAGAGGUAGAUCCGUUGAAGUGACUGAUGUGAACUGCAGCUGAGGAUCUAACCCAUCGCUUUCCAAACAGCCCCCCGAGGUGACGCCUGGGCUGGUGUACAGGGUGUUUCGCAUAUUUGUGUCUGUGUUUCGGUAGCACAUAUUGGAUGAUGGAUGUUUUUUGUUUUCCUUUUGCUUUUUGUUAGAACAAUACUUUGCGGUCAGUUCAAAUGUGAUAAAGCUUUAUAAUACGUUUGGAGAACUGCAGAAUGCUGUACUGUGAAGAGUGUGGCUACUACCCUCUCCUUUUCCUGCAAACACUAGAUUUCAGCAGAGAUGGACUUCACUGAACUUAGACACUCUGUGAAAAAAAAUAAUAUUCUGACAGUUUCUAAUGGAAACAUCAUUGUAAUUACUGUAUAACUACCCUGUACAAAGACAGCUUUAUUAUAUGUGUAAAUGUAAUUUUGCUAUGUUGUUUUUAUGUUUGAGGGACAAUAGGCUUUGGUGUGGGUGAGACGUAUAGCCUUAUAAAAACAGAGAUUGUAGCUCCCUGUCUGAUGUUUUACUGAAAGGUGUUCAGUUGCUCUAUUUUUGCAGAAGAUAAAACAUAAACCAGUUCCCUGAAAACUAAUGACCUAUUCCACUACACACACGUCAAUGACAUAAAUGGAUCAUACUAUUAAAAAUAAAGGCUUGAUAAUAAAUUGCAUUAUUUUCCCAAGAGACUCCACAUGUAAGAUCUUUUGACACCUUAAGAAGAGAGUCCUGCAGCUACUAAUGCUGAUUAUAAUGGAUGAGUCCCUCUAUUAAGUCUGUCUCAGCCUUAGAUUAAUUCUGAAUACUGUAAUUAGAAGAACGUAUUUUUCCAUCACUUCUCAAAUCUGUACUCUUUGGAAUUCAGUUCUUUGUCAGAUAAGAGAUGGAGCUGGCUCAGUUGAGAUACAGUUCGCCAAUGGUUUCACACAAAUGAGCCUUUGCAAGAUCAGAAUGCCGUCUUCAUUUAGAGGAAAUAUAGAUCAUUGCAUAGUUGCUUCUCUACGUACCAUACAUAACGGGCAUGUAUAGCUUCUAAUUCAGGACCGUUUUUCUUUGACAAAGCUUUCAUUGGUUCCUUGUAUUUAUGGCUGUUACUCAAAAGGUUCAACUGGGCAAAGCAGUUGAACAUAGGCAGGGUGUGAGGCUGUGUUGACCACGACUCGGCCGCUUCUGUAGGUGCGUGGGUUGUCCCCCUGAUUUCUGUGGGGUUAAUCAAGUGCUUCAAACUGUGCAUCAAAUCAUGCAUCUGGCUGAAACAGUCUUUCUGGAGAGUGACUUAGGUUGAAACCUGUUUCUGCACAGGUUUUAGGUGCAGGAUAUGGUGAUGUGUUUUUGCUGAAUUUGAAAUCACAACUUAUUUUAUAUAGAGCCAAUUGCUCUUCUCUCUUUUCUUUUUUUUAUAGGAAAGCAUAUAUUUUGCGUAUAGAGGGGAGAUGCUAACUGAUUCUCAGUAUAUCUAAAAAUGCCAAAUUUAACAAGGUUUUUGAUUUAUUGUUUGAAGCAUCCUAGGAUUUGAGAAUAAAACCAGAAGUAUUCUUACAGGGUUAAUUAAUAGAUAUUGAACUAAACAGCAAUUUAAACCACUAGCCAAAUAAAAUACAUAAAUUUCUGUUACGGUUUACCAGAAAAAUGUUUUUCUGUGGUAUGCCUUUAAAAAUUACACCAUAAAUAUGGGGCUGCUAUGUGUUCAACAUAAAAUUUUUAUUCCACCCUACCUAAGGACUGAGUCAAUGGAUUUUUUUUUUAAAUGAGAAACUUUAUCUUCUGUAUUUUAAGCAGAACAAAUUUGAAUUUUGUCUCUGAUAAUAAAAUUUUGUAUAGUAAUGUGUAA